This is a messenger RNA of Kazachstania africana CBS 2517, 5961 nucleotides long. It is a transcript of the gene LAA1, whose product is annotated as AP-1 complex accessory protein LAA1. Gene Ontology annotation, biological process: endocytosis; intracellular protein localization; retrograde transport, endosome to Golgi. Lineage: Eukaryota; Fungi; Ascomycota; Saccharomycetes; Saccharomycetales; Saccharomycetaceae. The record is from RefSeq and is a predicted model, not a curated record. The coding region runs from base 1 to 5961 and encodes 1986 amino acids. The transcript has a single exon. Gene Ontology annotation, cellular component: endocytic vesicle; membrane; Golgi apparatus.
AUGACUCUACGACAAACAAUAGAUUCAAGUGAAGAUAGACGCAAUGAACUACUACUGUGGGUAAUGAAAAAGUUGGAUCGGAUACUGACUGAUGAAACAGAAAGCAGUGAACAAGAAUGUGCUAAAAUCUACUCAGAAUUGGAUGACUUUAUGAGAUAUUGUGCCUCAUUAUCGACAUCUGAAUUAGAAUCUCACUACAUUUCUAUUCGAAUCUCCAAAUUGUAUUCGGUUCUUCUAACGAAGCUAGCACCUAAUUCACCUGGUAAGUUAUUUGACACUGCCGAAUUAAUGACCUAUAUUCUUUGCGAAGAAGAAGUGUCUAAAGAAGAGCAAGAAGGUGAAAAAUCAAAGAAGAAAUCCAAGUCUUCAAAUAAGACAUAUACCUAUUCAGCUGCCAAAGAUUUAGCUGCUACUAUUCUUAUAGAGCUGUUUGAAGUCUUUGGUGACGAUAUAUCAUCAUUAGGCCCACUAAUCUUUAGUGUAAUAUUCAAAAAUUUGAAGAAAACCAACGAAAAGAGUAAGUAUCAUCAUGCAACCUAUAUGGUUACUCUUCUACAACUGUUCAACUCCAUUCUCAGAGGUUGUGGGGAGACUAUUCUCGAUUCAGCUUCAGCAGCCAAAUUCUCCAAAUUGUCAAAAAUUAUCUUUGAAGACAUGUACAACAAGGAAAAGGAAUAUCCCGUUGAUUUCAUUUCUCUCAUAAUGGAUAGUUGGGCAAUUGCCUUCAGGCAAGAAUCGCUGGUGAAAGAUCAUCUAGAUGACUUAUCCUCCUUUAUAUAUACAAAACUUUGCGAAGGAAAGCUUGGAAUUUAUUGUUUUUCAAACGACACUACCAGAAUCCAUGCUGCAAAAACCAUUUCAGAAGUUCUAUAUUUUUAUUAUUCAAAAAAGCUUCUACAGUUCGAUGACGCUAUAAACUUCUAUGUUAGAAUGUUUUCAAAUGCAGGCGCAAGAGAUCUUAAAACAGGUUGUGUAGAAUCUUUGAUAAAUUUCAUAACACUUUGUUAUGCUUCAGACUCAUCAUUUCUGAACGGUUGCAAUUACUUAUACGUAAUAACUACGCUUAGCGAUAUAUUUACGGAACAUAGAACGAAGCAUAAGAGAAUAAGCUCAAUAACAAGAGAUCUAGAAUACAUCAAUUAUGUGCACGAUUUAAUUUUACCACAUAUCACAGAGUCAUCAAAAUCCCAAAUUCUUCUUCAGUUAUUGAACUUAAGACCUAAUCACACUCCUCAAUCAGGUAGAAAAAUAUUAAAUGUCGAUACCUCUUCAAACCACUGGAUUAUGUUGUUACAACUGGACUUAAUAAACAAGCUUAUUAAUUCUCUCUCAACAUCUUUUUCUGAUGAUGAAACUAUUAUAUUAAACGCCAAAUCACAGCUGAUAAGGUUGGCAACGUCAGAAAACUAUAUAAUAAGAAUUCAUUCUAAUGUUGUUUUGAAAAGCUUCAUAAAACAAUAUCCUCGAUUCUUGUCGAAAAUAUUACAUGAUUCGCUGGAAAUACUCUCUACAAAAUUUAAUGACACUGAGGAUUUUAAUUUCUCAAACUUACAUGGACAUACUUUUAUUAUUGCAAAUUUGAUAGAUUUGGCUACAAAGGAUUUUGUUUCCUACGAACUAGUUAUGAGGAUCACUGUUUUUGCAACCGCUUUUAUAAAAAAUAAUACCACCUCUACUGCAUCCAAUUCUUAUUUUAAAGGCCUCAUAUGUUGGAUAUUACUAACAGGACUGAUGAACUAUAAAGAUGACGAAUAUUUGGAUGGACAAAUGUCUCAACUCUUUUUAUUUUGGAAGGUAUUACUGAAUCAUACAUUUAAAUACAGCGACGACGAAGUUCUUCUGAAAAAUUUGGAGUUGAGGACACACGCCCUUACGUGUCUUUUGAACUACCUUAAUAAUGCCACAAUUGAUGCCGAUACUGCUAAGCAAGUUUCAUAUUUGCUUACGAAAUGUUCCAACUUCAAUCACUCAAUUAUGCUAAAGUCAGCAAGCAUUGAUAAGGCAUUAUUGAGCAACGAAAAUAGAAUUUUGCAGGUUUAUUUGAAAAUACAGAAGUUAUUGAAACAAGAGUUUAAUAGUUCUCUAUUAAUAUUAUUAACAAAAAACUUUACUAAUCCUAAUUUAUAUAUUGAAGACUCACAGUCGACUUUGGAGACAAUGAAAAGUAAAUUGAAGAAAGGAAGAUCUAAAGAUGAGUUCGAUGAGGAGCUCGUGGUGGAUACAACUAUUGAUACUUUAUUGCGUUUAAAUAGCGAUUUUGCAUACGGUAUUUCUAGUAAAAUUAGUUCCAAUGGUAUAGUUAACUUAAGCUAUAAUAUAUCUCACAAGGUUCAUUCUGGAAUCACUGGAAUCUGGCCGGAAAAUGAAAAGUAUUGGUUUAGUGGCCUCGAAUCAGAAGUAUGCAGGCCCAUCUCACGAGUUUUAACGUAUGAUAGCCUCGUCCUAUUAUUUGGUGACAAAUCUUAUGCUGGUGGAUCAGAAUAUUUACCAAAAGUUACCACGUCAUUGAUCGAUUUUUCUAUGGAGCUUUUUUCUUCUAUUUUCCCGUACCUGAAUAGCAACAUUCAGUACUCAGUUAUUGAGAAUCUAAAACUCUCAUUAUUUUCAAAGUCGACUUCUAAAUUUAGAAGUGUCGCAAUAGCUGCAAAUGUCUGUGCUGCUCUGCAUAACUCUCUCAAGCUUCUGGAGCAGGGUUCUCUAUGGUUGGAAGCUUCUGUAGGUAAUUUGAUUUUGGAUACUAUCAAGCAGGUUGGCUUUCAAAAUGAUAUAUAUAUAACUAAUUUGAAAGCUGAUAUUGUGGGUCUAACAUGUGCUGCCAUUGUAAAAAGAUUGGAAGCUUCUAAUAAAGCGAGGUUUAUAGAGGAACAGGUAUCUGUACUUACAAAGGCUAUCGUUGACAAAGAAGAGCCUUUUUCCAGAGUACUGAAUGCUCUUUCUCUGGUUGCAAUUUACAAAUACAACUCUCGUGCGUGCAAGUUCGACACUAUCUUCGAAGUCAUUAUUGCUUUGAUAAAUGAUCCUCAUCCAAUUGUUCAUUCGUGGGCACUAAGGGGUCUUCUCAUACUACUCGACAAACAUCUAGUCAUUAACGUGGCGACAAUUUCUCAAAUCAUAACUAAAACAAAUGAACUAUUACUUGACCAAACAUAUGGUAUUUUUGGUGCAUCCACACUGCGCUAUAAUUACAAUAAACAAUUCAAUUCUCAUUCCAUUUUGAUCGGGAUAUUGAAGAUACUUACCGAAAAGAUGGGUCCUAACUAUUCUGAUUUAAGCGAGAAAGAGAUGAAUACUUUCAAAGCUAUUAUUUUGAGUUCACUUGUUUCAGCCAAUAUUUGUGACAACGUUUCGAGCCUGAAAAUCUAUGAAACUUUGUGCACUUUCAAAUUAGAUAAAAUUUUCCAUCACCGGGUAUUUAUAUCUGCAGCAGAGAAAAUUAUUGAAGGUGCACUACUUCCGUUGAUUGGUGUAUCUGGAACGAACCCAUUUUUUAUAACUGGAAAAAUACCAUUUCCUCAAACUGCCAGCUUGGAAAGUGCAUUUGCUUGCUUUUCUUUAUUUAUCCAGUUGUUCAAACUAGGUAGGGGGGAAACAUUCAAGGACUCUAUGGAAAUACUUUCCUGGAGGUAUUUAUGUAUUUAUCCUUUCUCCCCAGAAAUUCGAGAAUAUUUUGAAGAAUGGCUUCUACACAGCACGACUAAAGGUACUUGGAUAGAUAAGCUGCAUAAAAUGUAUGAUACACCAAUGGAAAAAGUCUUCAAAGGAUAUUUUAAUUCUAUACAGUCACAAUUAAUGUCAAAGGAUGCCAAUAGACCUUUAAAAGAAGAAACAUUUGCGGAAGAACAGAUCGCUAUUACUGAGCCCAAUACGUCAAGCUCGUCUAGCACUGAUACGUCAAGUUUUGAUUAUCUACAAUGGCAGUCAAAGGAGAUAAUUUUGAAGCUAAUUCUUAAACUCUGCUUUGAAUCCCACAUUGAUCCAACUUUAUAUAGCCAAUUGGCUUCAAAAAUUGAUAGUCUGGUUAAAAUUUCCUUCCGAGCCGCAGUUUGUAAUAUCGAAAUAUUGAAGACCCUUGGUCUAAAAACACUAGAUCAGAUUUUAAGAUUAUUCUCUGUACUGAAAGAUUCAGAAAAUCCAGAAAAAUCGAUAUUGGAAAGCCAGGAGGCUCAGAUAAGUAGUUCCUUGAUGUCCGCUUUCUUUAUCGGAAGUUCUCCAAAUGUCAUGGUAAUGGCAAUCAAUAUCAGUUCAGAAGUGCUCACCAAUAAUCUUAUGCCGUCAAUAUCUUCCAGUAGGAUAUCCCAACUUUUGAUAAAAUUAUUGGAAAAUCUAAAUCAUGACGAGGGUUGCAUAACUAUAGGUGAAGCACAAGUGACCGCAAAAAGAGCCAUCAGAAAAAUCCAACUAGCCGUACUCAAUUCAUGGGCAAGACUAAUAGAAUAUUCAAUAUCUAAUGAUAAUAAAGAAAUUAUAAUGUUCUCAACAAAGUAUUGGACAACAUUAAUCCCUCUGUGGAUUGUGUCAUUGAGAGAAUUCAUGAUGAUAACACAUGGAGCAAGGGCCAGAAAACAGAUUAAUGAUAGCAACAAGGAUGAAAAUUUGCCAGAAUCAAAGAGGUCAGAAAUGGAGUUAUACGAGCCGGUUUGGCUAAACUUUGUAAAAGUUCUGGGGGCAAUUUUACAAACCGACGCUAAAAAAAUUUCAGACUAUUUGGAUAAGGAAGAAUUGGAAAGUUUUAGCUUUGUUUUGGUCGCGAAGUGUUUCGAUAUUAUAUCAAAGGAAACAGAAAAUACUAGUAAAGUUGUCGAAGUUCUUUCUGCAUUACAUGGUAUCGAACAAAACAACAUAUUAUUGAAUGUUUUGUUAUCUGAAACUAUAAACUCUGAAGUCAUUUCUAUAUUAGAUAGAUUAAUAACUACAGGUACUUACAAGGAGAAGCUCAUAGUCAUCGAUAUAUUAUCAGACACUAUUAGCUCCUACUCAUCAAUAAGGUCGUCGCAGGAAGAUUUUUUAAAGGAUAUCGAUAAGCUAUAUGAAUUGUUGAGACUACUUAUUUUGAUUAUAUCAGGGCUACUUCCUUUUAUUAGAUAUGACUUGGAUGAAAACUCCUCAACGGUGGUAGACCUAUCAUCUGAGAAUAUUACUCUGUUGAAGAAAGCUAUCAAAGCGGUAGAAAGAAAUAUAAACCUUUUCGACAAAAUGUUUAAGAAUGACUUAUAUUCUUGCUUGUUGUUUAUUAUUGGCAAAAUUUACAACUCUAAUGUCCAUAAUGCAGUAAUACCCGUGGUUCUUUCUCUACUAAAAUCCAUUGUUAGCGAUCUAAUGAGCGACCCAAACACUAAGUCCCUCAUCAACGUAUUUUAUAGAUCAAUUAGGGGCGCUAUGUUCAAAAAAGAUAUGAACCAUGAAAACACGAUCGCAACUUUUUUAUUACUGCUAAAUGGUGGUUUCAAUAAAUUCAAACUAUCCGAUCUGACCGUCUUUGCGAAAUUACUUAUAACUAAUUUAAAUUCUCCUUCAAAUGAGAUGCUAUGCAAACGUGGCUUCGAAAACCUGGUUAAAAACUAUGACAAUUCUGUAUACUAUCAAGCUAUGAUUAAACUUAUCAUCAAAGAAUUUUUUGAUAUUGAAGUUGAGAGUAUUUCUAGUGUACAACUUGAGGUGGCAUUGCGAUUUUUUGUUGAGUACACUGGCUUGAUUUCUGAAUCUGCACCCUGCAAGCUAAAAUCACUGUACCUGUUGUACUUAUUUUUCAUUGCAAAAUUUAAGAAAUUAAUUGAGAAGACCUCGAUGACUUGCAAAGAGAACAUCGAAAGAGUAUACCUAUUUAAUUCCGAAGUCUUUAAAGAGGCGAUUAAACUUAUAAUGACGACAGAUAAAAAAGAAGAGAUACGAGAAUUAAUAAUAGAGGCUUCAUUAGAUAAUAACACUCAAACUAGCUCUUUGGAGCUGAAAGAAUUUAUUUAA